AUGCAGGCGGCAGUCCGGAACGAGGCGACCUUGACUACACACUCCCGUCUGUUCAUCGGUUUCGCUACCGCUUGGCUCAGCAACUGGACCCCUCUGCUCAUCAACGAGAUUGCGCACCCAAAGCAACGAUCCGGUGCGAACACCCUGUUCAUGCUUUGUUGGUACUCCAGAGGUCACUGUUACGCGGUGUUCCACUAUCAUCACCAUCUUCAUCAACAUUUUCGUUAA
Messenger RNA from Colletotrichum graminicola M1.001, 228 nucleotides. RefSeq lists its product as uncharacterized. NCBI's taxonomy places the organism in Eukaryota, Fungi, Ascomycota, Sordariomycetes, Glomerellales, Glomerellaceae. Gene Ontology annotation, cellular component: membrane. The coding region runs from base 1 to 228 and encodes 75 amino acids. Gene Ontology annotation, molecular function: transmembrane transporter activity. Gene Ontology annotation, biological process: transmembrane transport. The record is from RefSeq and is a predicted model, not a curated record. The transcript is spliced from 2 exons.